AUGGCCCCUAAGGUGUACGCCGGAGUCGGCUAUGUUACCUGGAGCUUCUUCCAGGUUUUGCUUUCUCUUCAGGCCCCCGAGGAGGCUUUGGAUGCUGGAAAACGUUGGGACUGGCAGAUCAGGGGGGCGCACUAUGCUGCACAAGUGAAGGGCACCGAGGUCUUUGCUGAUGAAGCUGACGAUCUGCAAAGGGCCGUGCUUGCAUACAGGAUGCGAGAAGAGCGGGCACUGGAGGUUAUGCAGAAGAUCCGUCGCGGCGAAGAGCGCAGUGCCGCAUGGCUUCCAUCCAUGAAGAGUGUGAAACUCAAGGAAAAGGUCUUCGAGGAUCGAGGGGCAGCUUUGGCCGUGUAUACAGGUCAUGACGCCAGCAUUGCUGUAAGCCAAGAUGGUCGAGUCCUAUGUGUUCUGGAAAUCGAGCGGCUGCUAGGAGUUCGCUACGCUCGCCUUAAGGGUCAGGGGUCGGAAUUCUGGGAACAGAUUUUCCGUGCCAUUUCUACUGUGAGGGACCAUUGUCCGGGAGGGUUUCCGCAGCAUUUCAAGCAUAUUAUGGUGGCAGAUCAUGUGAGUUACUGGCAGUUGUUUACGGUCAUUCCAUUGAUUGUGGAAGAAUACUUCCCGGUGGAGAAGUGGCACUGGGUGGAUCAUCACGAAGCGCAUGCCUUAAUGGCUUACCACAGCUCACCUUUCCGCACUGCCCUGAUCGUGACCUACGAUGGAGGUGGAAACGAUGGCUCAUUCAAUGCCUAUGUUGGAAGGGCUGUGGGUGAUGGGAAAGUGGAGCGAAUUGCGCAGCUCGACUAUAACUUAGGUGAAAUGUACAACUUUCUCGGCGGCCUGCUGCCAGAAGUUUCAGGUCUCGACACGACGCAGAUAUGUGAUCUUUGGCGUCUUGGCCAGCCCGUGCUUCUGGACCAGGUAAGACAGCCCGAACUCGGCACGGCAGGGAAACUAAUGGGGUACGCUGCUGUCGCUCCUGCGGACGACAAACUAACCAGUGUCUUGGAGGAGCUUUUUGAGGGGUCUGGCUGCGUGCAUGGUCAUGCUUCAGAUGCUUUCGGAUAUUUCCCAUUUCAGGCCCGUGCCGCUAGUUGGAAGGACCUCAGCUUUGUGAAUGCAACUCUGCCUGUUUCCGUGUUAGAAGCCGCAUGCACUUCUCCAGAAUCACAACGCAUCCUCGGUGCCUCCAUCGAAAAAGCCUUCGAAUCGAUUGCUUUUGGCAUCGUUUGGUCCCUCUUGCGACACGUUGGCCUGGACAAGGUCGAAGGUUUGGCUUUGAGCGGUGGGUGUGCUUUGAGUAUCCGCACGAAUCAACUACUCCACGAUCGCCUCAAUGAGAUAGGUUUGGGUUUUUUUGUGCCGCCGGCGCCCAAUGAUUGUGGGCUAUCAGUCGGAGGACUCUACAGAGUUACUCCGCCAUGGGUUCGUCAGCCCUUACAAUAUCUGGGCUUUGAGCUGUGGGACAAAUUGAAUUUGGGGGAGCUUGCGCGAAAACGUGGUGCAGUGAAGCUAUCAGAAUUAGGCGGCAUUGAGUACUUGGCUGCACUUCUAACCGGGACAGUAGACUCAGCAAGGUUACCUUCUAAAAACGGCACGGUGCAGAGGCAUCCCAUAGUUGCGAUCGUACGUGGGAGGCAGGAGUUUGGCCCCAGGGCCCUGGGCCAUCGAUCUCUGCUCGCAGUAGUCACAGACGAUCAGAUGCCAAAAAGGAUGAACCGGCUGAAAGUCAGAGAGUGGUAUCGCCCUGUUGCACCUAUGAUCGCCGAGGAAGCCUUGACAGAAGUCUUUGGUCGCAUUGUUCCGUCGCCAUACAUGACCCUGGCCCCCGUGGUGAAGCCGGAAAUUCGAAAGCGCUUCCCGGCUCUCGCCCACUUUGAUGGGACUGCGCGGCACCAAUCUGUGUCAAAGGAGGAUGAGCCAUGGAUUCAUGCCUUGCUGACGGCCGUUGGAAGGUUAGCAGGACUGGCGGCACUAAUCAACACGAGCUUCAACACCAAGGGCAAGCCCAUCGUGAACACAGCCAGGGAGUGUCUGCAAAUGCUGGACCGGCUGCCGGAUUUAGAUUUCGUGCUCAUUGAAGACUGGCUGUUCCAUAGACGGCUGACGCGGGUGGCUAAAUCCGGACGCUUGACUUGCCCUAAAGUCCUAAAGCCGCGAGCCAGCGAAUGCAGGAUCUGA
This is a messenger RNA of Symbiodinium necroappetens, 2175 nucleotides long. The record is from the annotation of a GenBank genome assembly. NCBI's taxonomy places the organism in Eukaryota, Dinophyceae, Suessiales, Symbiodiniaceae.